Monosiga brevicollis MX1 is the source of this 1194-nucleotide messenger RNA. RefSeq lists its product as uncharacterized. The transcript has a single exon. NCBI's taxonomy places the organism in Eukaryota, Choanoflagellata, Craspedida, Salpingoecidae. Gene Ontology annotation, molecular function: protein binding. Bases 1 to 1194 code for a protein of 397 amino acids. The record is from RefSeq and is a predicted model, not a curated record.
AUGCCGAAACUUCUUCGUUUGCUCACGGUUGCGGCCCUGCUCUGCGUGCGCCCUUUUGUCUUCACCAACGCUGCCAACACCCCGCCCAGCGAUCAGUUUCGCUUCAGCCUCGAUGAGAGCGGCAACCUUCAUAUCAAUGGCACCGUCUCCCCGCCUGGCAAGAUCCUGCUCAAUGGCGUCGAUGUGCUCGCUCAGCUCGCCGCCUUGUCCGCAUAUGCCAACAACACCACCCACACCCUUGCCGCCCUGCAGACCCAAGUCAAUGCACAAGCCCAGCAGCUUGCUCAACUCAUGCCAACGCCGAUUACUGCCACCACUGCAUGUGUUAUUGGGGGCUACGAUUCCACGACCAACCUCUCCUCCGUCCGUUGCACUGAUGGCCAAACAUGGAGAGACGGCCCAUCCUUACCCCACCCCCGGUGGCGCGCCGCUGCUGUAACCCACAAUGACCGCAUCGUCCUCCUCGGUGGCCUCACUCCCCAACAAGACUCCAGUCACACCCCCACUCUUGUGCUUGCUUCCCGCACCGGUGGAUGGACGACCGGCUUGGUACCCGAUCUGCCGCAACAACGGUACGAUUUCGCCGCCGCCGUCUUGGCAGAACGCAUCUGGGUUGUUGGGGGCCGCAUCAGUGGCGUGCCCACCGCCACCGUCCUCUCGUGGGGCCCAGGCGAGGCAAAUUGGCGCUCCGAACCCUCGCUGCUCCAACCUUUGUUCGGGCACAUGACCGUGGCUCACAACAACACACUGUUCGUCAUUGGCGGCUACAACCACGACCACGCCGCUUCCCGCCAAGUCCUCACACGCCCGCCCUUACCGACUGGGGCCCCAUGGUCCUUGGGCCCGAGCCUUAACACUUCUCGCGCAUUUGGAGCAGCUGCAGUAUUUGAUAACACCGUCUUCGUCCUGGGAGGCGAAAAUCAUAUCCAAACCCUCGCUGGCUCCUUUGAACAACUCACCCCCGUGGGCUGGUCCCUGUUCUCCUACGAGUUUUCAUCCGUUGGACUUACCCACUUUGGUGCCGCUGCUAUCCAAGGCAGCCUUUGGAUUUUCUUUGGCAUCAGUCAUUUUCCAGGCAUCAACAUCAUCGGGGGCGAAACCGCCGUGCUUGACCUUGCUGGUGGGGUUUGGCGGAAUUUGGGACCCACGGAUGACUCCCGAGCUGGUUUUGCGCUAGCCACAACAACAUGGUAA